AUGGCGGACCGGCGGCGGCAGCGCGCCUCGCAGGACAGCGAGGACGACUCGGACUCGGCCGCCUCCGACAGCGCCGACUCGGCCGCCAGCGCCGCCCGCUCCCGCUCGGCAUCCGGCUCCGGAUCGGGCUCCGGUUCGCCCCGGCCGCCGCACCGCCCGCCGCGGGGUGCCGCCGGGGCCCUCAGCGCCGGGCCGCGGGGCCGCGGGGCCGAGAGCGCUGCCGGGGGGGCGGCCAAGAGCGCGCCCGAGUCCGAGUGUGAAAGCGAGGAUGGCAUUGAAGGAGACGCUGUACUCUCAGAUUAUGAAAGCGCCGAAGACUCGGAGGCAGAGGAAGAGGACUACAGCGAGGAAGAAAGUGCCAAAGUGGAACUGAAGCAGGAUAGUAAUGAUUCCUGUGAGUCAGCGGCAAAAGCAGAGAAAGGGGAUGAGAAACCUGACUCCAAAGGUGCUGUAACGGGUGAGAGGCAAAGCGGGGAUGGGCAGGAGAGCACUGAACCUGUUGAGAAUAAAGUUGGGAAAAAAGUUCCCAAGCACCUGGACGACGAUGAGGAUCGGAAGAACCCGGCUUACAUCCCGCGCAAAGGCCUCUUCUUUGAGCACGACCUCCGAGGGCAGACGCAGGAGGAGGAGGUCAGGCCGAAGGGUCGUCAGCGGAAGCUGUGGAAGGACGAGGGCCGCUGGGAGCACGACAAAUUCCGAGAGGACGAGCAGGCCCCCAAGACCAGGCAGGAGCUGAUCGCGCUUUAUGGCUAUGACAUCAGGUCAGCUCACAACCCCGACGACAUCAAGCCGAGGAGGAUGCGCAAACCAAGGUUUGGGAGUCCUCCUCAGCGAGACCCUAACUGGUCCAACGAGAGGCCAAAUAAGCCCCCAAGGCACCAAGGUGCAGACAGCACUUCGGCCCCCCCACGAACCUUCACCAACAGGAGCUCCGCAGGUACAGGGAGGAUGCCUGCACCUAGGAACUACCCAAGGAUGGGGGGCUACAAAGAGACCCGUCCAAGCUACCGAGCUUCGGAAGCAAGUGUCCAGCAUCUGUCUCGAAACGGUGAGCAAGCGAAACAGGAGAGCAGCUAUCGAGCGAAGCGUGCGGAGCAAAGCCCACCGAGAGACAAGUCACCCGAGAUGGAAGCGGCACAUGUCUACAGCAGCCCUGUGAAGGAGGAGGUUGCUUUGGAAAACCAAGCCACGGCUGCUGAUGCUGCACAGCCACCGCCAGACAGACCAAUUGAAAAGAAGUCUUAUUCCCGGGCAAGAAGGACCAGAAUCAAAGCGGGGGAUGCGGGGAAGCUAGCAGAUGAAGUGCCCGCUUCAGAAGGGCUGACUCCUGUGCCUCCAAAACCUGUGCAAGCCGAGACGUCCCCCCCACCAGCCAAGAGCAGUAACUGGGAGUCGCCGGUAGAAUCCAGCUUGGAUGGACUCGAGCAAGAGAUGACCCAAAUGAAUCUCACCGAGCAGAACUGGACGCCAGGGCAGUCGCAGUUCAUACAGCCCCGGGAGCUGAGGGGUAUUCCUAACCAUAUGCACGUGGGAACUGGGCCACCGCCUCAGUUUAACAGGAUGGAGGAAAUGGCGGUGCAGGGGGGCCGCGUGAAACGCUACUCGUCGCAGCGGCAGAGGCCGCCGGUGCCGGAGCCUGCCCCGCCCAUGCACAUCAGCAUCAUGGAAGGGCACUACUACGACCCACUACAAUUCCAGGGACCAAUCUACACCCACAGUGAGAACCCGGCUCCGCUGCCGCCCCAAGGGAUGAUCGUACAGCCAGAAAUGCAUCUCCCUCAUCCAGGUUUACAUCCCCACCAGACGCCAGCCCCCAUGGCAAACCCUGGGCUGUACCCUCCGCCGGUCUCCAUGCCCCCGGGCCAGCCCCCGCCACAGCAGCUGCUUGCACCGACUUACUUCUCCCCUCCUGGAGUCAUGAAUUUUGGGAAUCCUGGCUACCCCUACCCCCCAGGAGCACUGCCCCCUCCGCCCCCUCCUCAUCUCUAUUCCAACACGCAGGCCCAGUCCCAGGUGUACGGAGGGGUCACCUACUACAACACUGUCCAGCAGCAAGUGCAGCCCAAGCCUUCUCCGCCUCGAAGGACGUCCCAGCCUGUGACUAUCAAGCCCCCGCCUCCUGAGCUUCUCGUUGCAGGUGGUAAGCAGGGCUCCAGUUAAUUUGAGUUUCUAAAUACUUUAAAACUAAACCCACGUAAAAAGUAAGUCCAAAGUUGACUCUUGCCUUUUUUUUUUUUUUAUUUGCUCAGGGUAGAAAACAGAACACCUUAGAGGGAGGAAAAUCCUGUCCUAAGCUAGGAGGCAGUGACUUCUCUGGAAGAAUAAAUGUUGAGACCUUAGUAGAUAAUUCAGGCAGCAGACUUAAAGGCUUUCCAGAGAUGAGAGCCGUUUCUCUGCGCUGGGAACGGCCUCGUCACUCCAGUGCUGUGAGCUGUGCCUGUGUAUGCGUGCUAGAGUGCCACGUGUGUGUUUGGUUUCCCUUUCAAUACCUUGCUUAGCGUAUGGGAGCUGAGCGAGCCUGAGUCGCGGCAAGCCCAGACCCGGGCAGGCAUGUGCCGGUUGUUUUCCCCGUACACGGGGAGGCGGCGUGCAGUGCGGUAGAGGGCUGGGAAACAUGCGGCGUUUGUAAAUCCAUCGUGAGAUUGUCUGAUCGAGGUGCCCUUUGAAAGGCCUCGCGAUUGGAAAAAAUGUUUAAACACGAGGAGAGCUUGGCUGAAGGGAGCUGGUUGUGCCCAGAGUGGGCACGGAGGAAGCCGGAGGCGCGGGUGGGCGGUGGUCACGUUUUGGCACGCAGGUGUGGAGGGUGUUUGCUCACAGGACCCUGGCGAUAGCGCUGCAACCCCCGCGUGGCGUCUGUGGUGGGGCAGCCUAAGCUCUGCUUCUCUUUCCUCUUCCCUACCAGGACAGCAAAGGUGAAAAGUCAAAGGAGAGGAGCAACACGUAGG
Gavia stellata (red-throated loon) is the source of this 2945-nucleotide messenger RNA. It is a transcript of the gene CASC3, whose product is annotated as CASC3 exon junction complex subunit. Gene Ontology annotation, biological process: mRNA processing. NCBI's taxonomy places the organism in Eukaryota, Metazoa, Chordata, Aves, Gaviiformes, Gaviidae. Gene Ontology annotation, molecular function: mRNA binding. Bases 1 to 2160 code for a protein of 719 amino acids. The transcript is spliced from 13 exons. Gene Ontology annotation, cellular component: exon-exon junction complex. The record is from RefSeq and is a predicted model, not a curated record.